UUCCUGUUAACUUUCUGCUUUUAAUUGGUAGUAAAAUCAUUGAGAGAAGAUAUGAGGAUAGUAAUUUAUUGAUUUUUUUCCUGCUAGGCUUAGCUGCUACCCUUUACUUUCAUUCCCCCCCUUCUCUCUCCUCUCUCUUGCCAUCAAUUUUCUUCAAUUUGUUGAUCUUCUUCACAAUCACAGACAUACCUGCUCUCACUCUGAUCUUCUUUUUAUUCGCCUUUUUGCUUCUCAUCUUAAUGGAUCGCCGACAAAGUUCUACAGUAAUUGAGGGCUUGAAUCACAACUGAGAGUUGCCAGAUAUAGAUACUUGGUUGGUAUGAUGAUUAUUGUUGUCUGAAAGAUAAAUAGAUUGAUUCUUUUUAGUUGGGUGACUUAGAUUUGCUUUGAUUUUUGAAAUGGGUGGGUGUUUUCCAUGUUGGGGAUCAUCCAACCAAACUGGGUUUGCUGAUAAAGAAGUAAAUAACAAGGAGGGUGGUAAAGAUAGCUCAAUUGUUCCAUCUAAUCAACUGGGCAAAGUUAAUUCAGAUAAAUCAAAGUCUCGCAAUGGUCCUGAUUUAAAGAAGGAGCCACCAGUUCCAAAGGAUGGCUCAACUCCUCAUAUUGCUGCACAAACAUUUACAUUCCGAGAGCUUGCAGCUGCCACAAAGAACUUCAGACCAGAGUGCUUGCUCGGUGAAGGAGGUUUUGGACGUGUUUACAAGGGUCACUUGGAGAGCACUGGACAGGUUGUUGCAGUGAAACAACUUGAUCGAAAUGGACUUCAAGGAAACAGGGAAUUUUUGGUUGAAGUUCUUAUGCUUAGUCUUUUGCACCAUACAAACCUUGUCAAUUUGAUUGGAUACUGCGCUGAUGGAGAUCAAAGACUUCUUGUAUAUGAAUAUAUGCCAUUGGGUUCAUUGGAGGAUCAUUUACAUGAUCUACCCCCUGGCAAAGAGCCUCUUGAUUGGAACACACGCAUGAAGAUUGCAGCUGGUGCUGCCAAGGGCUUGGAGUAUUUGCAUGACAAAGCCAAUCCCCCUGUGAUAUACAGAGAUCUAAAAUCAUCCAACAUCCUUCUAGAUGAGGGAUAUCAUCCAAAGUUAUCUGAUUUCGGACUUGCAAAAUUGGGCCCUGUUGGAGACAAGACUCAUGUCUCCACACGGGUCAUGGGCACGUAUGGUUACUGUGCUCCAGAAUAUGCUAUGACCGGUCAACUCACGUUGAAGUCUGACGUGUAUAGUUUUGGGGUGGUUUUUCUUGAACUCAUCACAGGGCGUAAAGCCAUUGAUAACACUCGAGCUCCUGGAGAGCAAAAUCUUGUUGCUUGGGCUCGCCCUCUUUUCAAAGAUCGUAGGAAGUUUCCUAAAAUGGCCGAUCCUCUUCUGCAAGGCCGGUAUCCAAUGCGAGGUCUUUACCAAGCUCUGGCAGUUGCAGCAAUGUGUCUACAAGAACAAGCUGCGACCAGGCCUCUUAUUGGGGAUGUUGUGACUGCUCUUACAUAUUUGGCUUCUCAAACCUAUGAUCCAAAUGCGCCUAAUACUCAUAGCAGUAGAGUAGGCUCAUCCACACCCAGAAGUCGAGAUGAGCGGAGAAGUUAUGGUGAAAGUAUAGAUAGUCCAGAUAGGCGUGCCCCCCGUCUCAGUUCUCCUUCCACUUUAAGAAAUUCUCCAGACUUCAGAAAGAGAGAUCAUGUUCGAGAACUGAGUACAGGUGCCGAAUUAGGCAGAAGUGAAAUGGGAGGUGGGUCAGGGAGGAGGUGGGGCUUGGAUGACCUAGAAAGGCAGGAUUCACUGAGAGGAAGUCCUGCUAGUACAGGAAGAACUCCUAGGAACCGUGAUUUAGAUAGAGAACGUGCUGUUGCGGAGGCUAAAGUAUGGGGUGAGAAUUGGAGGGAGAGGAAGCGGGCAAAUGCUGUUGGUAGUUUUGACACCUCAAAUGAGUAGCUGAACCGAACUUUACGAUCACAAUUCACAUGAGGCAGAGGAAAAACCAUCAUCAAAGUGAGAAUGAGAAAGAAACGUUUUACGGAUGUCUCAUCUUUUACUGUCUCUGUUUCAAAAUUUUCAUCAGUAAUAAGAGUAAGUCUUGUAUCCCACCUUCAACUGUCGGUUGUUCAUGAGGAUGGAGUAAAAACGUGUAUGUUUAGUGGUCGAAAAGGAUGGUGAUACAAUUGAAUGAUCGAGUAAUGGAAGGUUUAGUGUCUGUCAGUGAUUGUGAGCAUUGAUGGGUUUCUCUGUCCUUUUAAGUGUUAUCGUGUAUUUAGUGUUUAGGAUGUAUCGUUUAGAGAAGCCACUUGGGGAAGGUGCCUUAUUCUGCGUCCCUACAUUAUGCAUAACGGGGAGGAAAAACAGAUGUAGCAGGUCUGUUUUUUCGAGUGUCCUACUGCUCUUUCACAUCCUUGUAUUCGGUACAGGCUCUUUUUUUUGUCUUUUACUCUUUCCGAAAAAUUUAUGAGUCGGUCAUGGUCCUGGCAUACCGGAGUUCGGUCAUGGUCCAUGGCCACCAGCCCACCGCCCAUAUUCAGCUGUAUGUUUGUACUCUUAUGCAUAUAUUCCAUGUAAUUGGUUCACCAA
This is a messenger RNA of Amaranthus tricolor (Joseph's coat), 2555 nucleotides long. RefSeq names its product serine/threonine-protein kinase PBL27-like. Gene Ontology annotation, biological process: protein phosphorylation. The coding region runs from base 399 to 1925 and encodes 508 amino acids. The transcript has 5 exons. Gene Ontology annotation, molecular function: protein kinase activity; ATP binding. Lineage: Eukaryota; Viridiplantae; Streptophyta; Magnoliopsida; Caryophyllales; Amaranthaceae. The record is from RefSeq and is a predicted model, not a curated record.